Dacryopinax primogenitus is the source of this 2428-nucleotide messenger RNA. RefSeq lists its product as uncharacterized. The record is from RefSeq and is a predicted model, not a curated record. Lineage: Eukaryota; Fungi; Basidiomycota; Dacrymycetes; Dacrymycetales; Dacrymycetaceae. The transcript has 4 exons. Bases 1 to 801 code for a protein of 266 amino acids.
AUGUACCUCGACUCUCACCACAUCCGACGACCGAUGACAACCUCCCCACCCGCAUACACCUCCUCCUCCCCCUCUAUCUCCGCUUCCCACCGCCCGUCCCUCUCCCUACAUGACAUCCCCUCCGACACCGACCUUCCCAUCAUUGACGGGUAUACCCCCGCACCCUCCGAGCCUCUGCCCCGCUACCCCCGAGCAGCACAAUACGUUUUCCUCUCCCUCGAUGUAGGGAACAGCGUCGUAGUAGACGCGCAUACCGGCCAGCCGGUGAUGGAAAGCCUCACCACCUCAGAAGAUGGGGAAAGCAGCGAAACCCAGCUCAGAGCUCUCACCUCCAAUGGUGACCUGAUCUGUCGGGUCUCAUGGCCCUCUGGUAGGAAGGCUAAAGCUGGUCCCACGCUCGACUGGGGAUCGGGACAGGGAGCGGUCGGCUUGAGGAAAUGGAUGGCUCGGAAGGGUGAUCCUGGAGCGCUGUUGAGGGUCAAACAUCGGGGGAAGAAAUACGACGUGUUCCAGGCUGGGCAGGCGUUGGGUGUGCGCUACGCCCAAAAACGGGGGAGGGAGCCUAUGUUGCUAGGCAUAAGGGACCCGAUGAAGUAUACCGAGCUGGUGCUGAGCCCCCUGGUGGGGGAGGAGAGGGGGGAGUUGCUGGAGCUGGGAUGCGUGAUCGUCUUGCUGCUCAAGAGCAAGAAGAAGCUGGGCCCUGACUUUGAGGGACGACAGUUGAGGGAUACGAUUUGGAGCGGGGUGGAGAAGUGUUUUACUAGCACUGGGAACGCCCAGCCGGGGAGGGUGUUGACUUGAGAAAUGGUGGGUGUGAUGUACUUGGGCCGAUUUGGAUGAUAACUGGAUCAAAAUGGUAUAGUAUGGUAUGGUGCAUACGCCAAGAUGCUUGGGCGUCUCGAGCCAAGUCCUAAUGGGGAUUUCCGAAGCCAUUGUCACGCGGUGUAUCACUACGCUCAUCCCUUCCUCUUUGGUCUCCGUCUCCCAAGAAGUCUAUCUUCUGAUGUGAGCCUGUGAGGGUGAUGCGAAUCAGCAGGAGGAUGGUUAUCUACCCGCAUCCCCUUGUGUCUCGAGAUGGACGGGGUGCAUAGGAUGGUUAGGGAGGUGUUGUUUGGCAAGACACCCGCGGUGUAUACUGGACUUAUUGGGGUGCGUACUGCUGUACAGCCGUGGAUACAGGACGAAGUAGAUCGCCGGGUAUACACCGUAUACUGCCACGCUACGCCCUGCAGAAGGACCGACGACGGCCGAACAGGUCUGGGGGGACGGUUGUCACUUUGUUUCUCUUCCUAUGCUUGAGCACUGGAUGGGGGCAGUGAACAUGGCGUACUCUCAAGCCGGCGGAGCAGGGAAUGAAGGAGAUGCUCCAUGAAUUACCGUGUUACAACUGGAGUGGAGGGCCGGGGGAGGUGAUAAAAGGCACUGCAGAGCUGGUCAAGUUUGGAUUGUAUUUGAGGAGCGCUGCUCCGGUUUGGCAUGAGGGACGGGCGGGGGCGGUCCUGCUUACACACGCUGCAGAUCCGAUUACACCUUUCCUCGGUUGACCACCAUCGCAUUAAUAUUUAUACUCUGGUCCUCUCCAACAAAGCCAUGGUUACCCCGAUCAACACACCACACAUGCAUCCCCUGCACUCGGAGCUGUGUCUGAGCACUGCUUGGCAAGAGUAUUUAGCGGACACUAGGCACCAAGUCGUACUCUAGAGCUGGUCUCGAAACCCCUUUCUCCUCUGCUUAUCACGAACUAACCCUUCCUACUAACAUCUCAUUACCAGUGCGGUCACGACUUAUGCGGGUCGACAAUGGCGGCGUCGCAGGCAGCUAUAAUCAAUUACCAGCACAUUCAGAGGCAAUACGAAGCCGGGAAGGCAACCGCUACUGAUCUGAAGAAAGCAGGAAAGCAAUUGGGCAAGGUACAUCGCUUGAUGCCGAAAGUUGCCGCCGACGCCUCGGCAAAGCAAAAAGACUAUUCAACGCAUCCGGAUCGGCCGUUUCCUUCAGCAGAACACCUCAAUGCGGCAAUAGCGGGUACAGCCAAUGCCCACAAAAAUGCUGCAGACAACAGGGACGUAGCGAGGAAGAUUCACGAUAUAAACGUGCACCACUACAACAGAAUCAAAACAGCCAUUGCCGCGCGAAAGAAAGAAGGUCACGAUACCACGGACCUACAGGACGCACUAGAAAAGGCCAAGAAAAGGAAGGCUAAAUGGACCCAAGUAUAUGCCCAAAGAACAAUGGAAGAGAAUAUGCAUUAUCAUUCUCUGCAGACUCUCCUUGGCAUGAAUCCUCAGCCAGGUGCGAAUCAUUAGAACCGCCCGACCUGUUCAUUCUUGGAGGGCGUUGCAUUCUUCUAGGCGUGCGGGUUUUAUUUAUGCCAUUUGUAUAGAUCUAGACUUGUAGCUGUGAAAUGCUGUUUGGAUGUGUAUCAUCU